Messenger RNA from Columba livia (rock pigeon), 1510 nucleotides. RefSeq names its product pancreatic secretory granule membrane major glycoprotein GP2-like. Gene Ontology annotation, cellular component: cell surface. The transcript is spliced from 9 exons. The record is from RefSeq and is a predicted model, not a curated record. Bases 160 to 1473 code for a protein of 437 amino acids. Lineage: Eukaryota; Metazoa; Chordata; Aves; Columbiformes; Columbidae.
CUGAAGGAUGCUCAGCUGGCUCUUGUGCAAUCGGAAGCAGCGUGUUUGCGUGGGGGAGAAGGAUGAGCUGCUGGAAGGCGAUAUAAGGCACGAGGUGUGGAGCAUGAGAGCAGGAGCAGCCUGGGGCAGCGGCGGGUGGAGGAGCAGAGUGGCCCGACGAUGGAAAGGACUGUGAGACGCUUGCUGCUGCUCUCUGCCCUCUGCCUGGCUGGUGGUCAAGGCAACAAGAGUGAGCUGGUGAGCACACAUGGCCUGAGGCAAGGGGUUGCCCUCCGUCUCCAGAGAAGCCCGAACACCUGCCUGCCAAACCCCUGCCAGCACCAGGGUGGUUGCCAGGUGAUGGAGGACAGACCAGUUUGCAACUGCAAACCAGGCUUCACAGGGACGUUCUGCCAAGAUGUGGAACUGAAGUUGGCCUGCGAGGAAGAGCACAUGGAGAUGAUGGUGAGGAAGGAGGUGUUUGAACUCUUGAAAAUCCCCCGGGAGCUUGUCCACUUGAAGAACCAGGCAUGCAAGGUCUCAGAAAGAGAACAAGAGGGUGAGCUGUUUUUUGCAGCCACUCUCACAGGUGAAAACCACACUGCCUGUGGAUCAAAAAUUCAGCAAAACGGCUCCCAUGUGUCGUACUCCAACGUCAUCGAGUCAGAGCAGGAAGCACGCGGGGGUGUCAUCUCCCGAAGGUUUCAGCUGGAGGUGCAUUUCUCCUGUGUCUACGCCUAUGAGCAGGUGGUGAAAUUGCCUUUUGCUCUCGCCCCUGUUGACAAGCUGGUGCAGUUCGUGGUCAGCGAAGGACACUUCAACGUCAGCAUGAGACUCUACAAGACCGCCUCCUACCUCCAGCCCUAUCACCUGCCAACCACUGCCAUCCCUGUCACAGACACGCUCUAUGUCCUGCUGAAGAUAGAGGGACAGCACCAGCUCAAGUACUUCCUGCUGAGCAUUGAGGACUGCUGGGCCACCCCAAGCGUGGAUCCCUACCAGGACAUGCGGCACAAGCUCAUUGAGAAGGGGUGUCCCCAUGAUGAGACAGUGACAUACCUGAAUGCCAUUGGAAAGAGCACUACUGCCAAGUUCAGCUUCCAGAUGUUUCAGUUUGUUGGUUACCCUGAGGUGUUCCUGCACUGCCGUGUCCGGCUCUGUCUCCCUGAUGGCCCGGAGCCCUGUGCCAAGCAAUGCCCCAGGCGCUGGAGGAGCAAGCGGGCGCUGGCAGAUGAGUACAAUAAGAUUGUCUCCUAUGGGCCCAUCCACCUGCUGUCUGCUUCUUCCUUGGCAGCAGAGACCCGCCAUUCCAGAACUGAUCUACAGGGCCAGGGCCGUACGUAUGUCCCUCUGGGAAGGGCAGGAGCUGCUCACAGACCCUUGCAACAGUCAGGACCCAGCCUGUGGAUCCCUGGGGCCAUCAUCCUACUGUGUGCCUUUGGUGUCCUCACCAUGGCUGCUGUAGCUGUCAGUGCCAGGUGGCGAAGGAUGUAGAAAACAGCUGUUUCCAAAUAAAUGUGGCUGUAGCAGA